Molecule: messenger RNA, 3436 nt
Organism: Oncorhynchus tshawytscha (Chinook salmon)
Lineage: Eukaryota; Metazoa; Chordata; Actinopteri; Salmoniformes; Salmonidae
Product: cortactin-binding protein 2
Exons: 9
Coding region: 387-2102 (571 amino acids)
Source: RefSeq, a predicted model, not a curated record
GGUUGUAAGCCUUGGCAUGGUGGGUUUAGGCAGAAAUAGGACACAGCCUUGGCUACACUUGUCCCCACCACAACAUUUUUUGUCACUCUUUAGCCACCGCGCAACGCACCUCCUUUCAAAUUGAGAACGCAUUCUCAUCUGGAAUAUGCCUAGGGUCCACGCCUACUGCCCUUAACCAACCUGCGCUCCCCGAAAUGCCAUGGUCUGGUCUAGUCUAGACUGUCUCAUCCGCGGAGACACAUUUUUCUCUCGAGUGUUUUUACAAUUUUAGGCUACAGUCGUAUGUGAAAUUUGCAUUCAGCAGCGUAGUAGUUAAAGUGGUACUGAAUGCGUUGUUUUAUGUUCUGUGUGUUGCCCGCACUCCAGCAGACCGCUACAGUAGGAAGAUGGCGUCGGAGGGAGCGAGCGGGGAACAGCGUCCUCCGGUACAAACACUGGCAACAACAGUGCUUGGAAGUGUCGAAGCGAAAUGUGAGUUUAACAUGGAUAAUCUGAGCAAGCCGGAGCUCCUGACCCUGCUCAGCAUCAUGGAGGGGGAGCUGGAGGCCCGGGACCUGGUCAUAGAAGCCCUGAGGGCGCGGCGUAAGGAUGUGUUCCUCCAGGAGCGUUACGGCCACUUCAGUCUGACGGACCCCUUCCUGGCCCUGCAGAGGGACUUUGACUGUGUCCCUGGGGGGGACAAAGAACGCCGGCCAGUUGGCUCCAGCCCCAUCUCAGUCCUGGAGGCAGUCAUGGCGCACUGCAGGAAGAUGCAGGAGAGGAUGUCAGCACAGCUGGCUGCUGCCGAGAGCAGGCAGAAGAGGCUGGAGAUGGAGAAGCUACAGCUGCAUAGUCUGGAGCAGGAGCACCGUAAACUAACCGCCCAGCUAAAGGACGAGCGGGAGAAGAACAAGCACAUGGUUAUGAUGCUGGUGAGGGAGUGCAAGCAGCUGGCGACGCGCGUGGUGGAGGAGUCGCAGCGCUUCGACGAGAUUUCUGCCCGGCUGGAUGAGGAGAGCCGCUUGGCCGGGCGGCUGCAGGAGGAGUUGACAGCAGAGAGGCAGCGUGGACAGCAGAUGGAGGCCAAGAUGGAGAAGCAGCUGUCAGAGCUGGACACUGAACGCGAGCAGCUGCGUGCCAGGCUGGGCCGAGAGGAGACAGAGAGCCUGAGCCUGCGCCGGCAGGUAGAGCAGCUCAGGACUGAACGGGAUGGUAAGGACGUUAACGACGGUAAGGAUGGUAAAGCCGGUAUCCCAGCCCAACCGGCUGCAGCUACUGCUGUGGAUCCCACCUCUACCACCAACCCCCCACCUCCCAAAAACACAGCAUCUGUUGCUGUGGCCACAGACCCAGUCAGCUCCCAGACGGCCUCCUGCCAAACGGACCUGCCCCCUCCAGAGGCCGAGGGGCAGAAGAAGACGAUCCCCCUCACCAUCCCUGUAAAACCCACUCCCACCAACUACGCAGGCCUCAGCCUGCCCAAGACGCCCAGCGCAGGCCGGGGGCUGGUCCACAGCAGCUCAGGAGGACUUCUUCAAACAGGGGAGAAUGGAGCCGAGGGCCAGACGCCCCAUGGUGGGUUAUACUCCCCUGCCCCCACUUCAGCCCUGCCCAUGGGGGUGAGCCCUCGUGUCCAGGCUGCCCGCUACAAGUUCCAGGAGCAGGACCAAAACGGCACAUCCUCCCAGAGCAGCCCGCCGACCCGUGACCUAUCCCCCACCAACCGAGACAACUUUGCCGCCAAGCAGCAAGCGCGACACACCGUCACGCAGGUCCUCUCACGCUUCACCAGCCCCCCAGCAGGUGGCCCCGGAGCCCUCCGUCCCGGCCUGCCCCACUCCACCUCAGAAGGGGGGCCCUUCCCUGGCCGCCUGGGCCACCCCAUCGGCCUCAAGUCCCCCACAGUGGCGAGGAUCGACCGGGGAAACCCGCCCCCCAUCCCGCCCAAAAAGCCGGGUCUCUCCCAGACCCCCUCCCCUCCCCACCCGCCCAUCAAAGUGGUGGGGGACAGCAACCGUUCCCCCGGGGCGGGGUUAAAACCCGGCAUGCCCCAGCUGCCGCCCAAACCCGCCCUGGACCUGGUCCCAGCUUUGACGGCGUCUCAGGCUGGCGUCCCUCCAUAGUCCCCUCGCUAAACUGCGGUGGGCCCGUUGCCCUGGACGACGGGCGCCCCCUGCUCCUCCAAGCUGCUUCCCAGGAAAUGUCACUUUAUUGUCAAUGCUGCUUAACCGAGAUCCAACGGAUAAUAUUAGUCUCCUUGAAGACCACCCAACCUCUGCUUUGUUUUCUGCUGCUCAAAAUGGACGCUCAGACUGCGUUAACCUGCUGCUGACUUCGGGGGUGUCUACUGAUGUUUCUGAUUUAAACGCCUUUACACUUUGCCGCCUCACAUGGACACCACAGGUGUGUGGAGGCCCUAGUGUUCGGUGGGGCUGAUGUGGACCAAAGGGCCAUUGGGGGAAGACCCCUCUGUUCAUGGCCAGCAGAGCCGACAGGCUGGACUGUACCAGUGCCUUGGUCAACGCCGGGGCCGACCGCUCAAGAGCCACCACCGACAGCUGCAAGGGUCUCCACGAGGCAUUCAGCUUGGGACAUGUAGACACUCUGCCACCCUGCCUCUGACUGUACCCACACCAUGACCCUAACCCUGACUGUACCCACACCAUGACCCUGACUGCAACCAUAGUCCUGGUCCUGCCACGAUCCCGGUCCUGUCUAGCACCUUGCUCAACCAGGAUAACUGUGAGGGCUGGACCACUGCACACAUCACUGCUGCCAGGGGCUUCAAGACGUAUCCUCCAACCAGAGCCAAGUUUACCGAGGUGUUGCGGUCUAUUUUGAGCUGUAACACAACACGGUCCAAACAGCUGCUGUCCCUGACCGCCUCCUGACCGCCUCCUGAUUCAAGUUUGAAUUUCCCCUUGUCAGCAUGAUGGAAUGGAUGGCACCCAACGGAAUACCAAGCACCCAGCGACUCCCUGCUGAACCGAAUCACUUAUAUACAUGUGAAUCUUUCUUAUUCUCUCUGAUAAAUCGCUCUUACAGUGUAAGUUGAUUCCAGGGGAAUCACUAUGGGAAGUAUGGGUCUUAAGAAAAAUUGUUUUCAUUUGAUUCACUGAAUGAAUCACCGGCCCUCUGUUAUCUCUCAACGUUACUCACUAUUUAAUUGGACAUUUAGGAGUAAAUAGUAGAUGAAUAGCAGGCUGUAAAAUAAAACAAACUUUUUUUUGUUAAGAAUACAUUUUUGUCUUAUGAAUGACUGUCAAUAAAGUUUAAUUUAGUUGUAUUCACAUUCACAGGUAAAAGCUGAAUUGCAGUGACUGUUGGGUGAAUCGUUUUGGAAAUAAUUGACUCCUUGAUAGCUGAUUAUUGAUAUCGGGGCUCUUCCAGGAACCUGGCAUUGCAGCUGGUGUAGCAAAGGUCAUAGACACACACACACACACACACACACACACAC